GGAUAAAGUCAUCAUCAUGUGGUCGUUUUGGAUUUGAAGGGUCGUUUCUUGAAAACAGUGUAUUUUAAGUGAAACUUGAAAACAGCAACAAAUCGCGAUCACCUUAAGCAACUACAAGGAUGAACGAAACCCAAAACAUUGCCAACUAUUCAAGCAACUCUUCGAGCCAGUCGCCUCCUGCAGAUGAUGCCGGGUCACUUAAUUCAGACGAUGCAACCUGGAUUUUAACAAGCGCGUUCAUCAUUUUUACAAUGCAAUCAGGGUUUGGACUUGUAGAAUCCGGUAAGAUCAGCUCUAGAGUUCUUUUUAAACUUUGAAAACUAUGAAUGCAUUGGAAAGUUUAAGAUUUAUUAAGGUGGGUUUUUUUAAAGCGUUUGACAUCGGGGCAGGUCUGAAAGAAAAAGGAGUAUCUAACAACAAAGAUUUAAUUAGGUAAAUCAUCUUGUUGCGUCAAAGCGCCGGAUUGCAGACAAGCAUAAAGGAAUUUUAUUUUAAAAUAUCUUAAAACUUUAGAAGUUAAAAGCUUAAAAUUAUUAAAGAACAUGAACGAGUGAUACAUCAACGAAUGAUCAAACUAGUUAAAUUAACUACUAAAAAAAAUUUAAAAUAUUGGGUAUUCUCCCUAAAAUUCGUCGAUGUUUUUUUUUUUCACUUCAUGGCGUGUUAAAAAAAAUGUUUCGAGAUUAAGAUUGUUUACUUUAAUUCCUAAAUAGGUAUGCAGUGGUGAAUUUGUGGUAAAUAUCUGUAAACUUGCGCUCCUUUUUACUUCUCCGUGACGUGUAAGGAGCUAGCAGAAAAAAAUUUAAGCUUAAAUUAAUUUCUAUUGAGAUUGGAAUCAUUCUUUAUUCAAUCUUUAGGUCUAGUUUCCAAGAAAAACGAAGUCAAUAUUAUGGUAAAAAAUGCUAUUGACGUCAUAUAUGGCGGCCUUUCCUAUUGGUUGUAUGGAUUUGCCUUCAGUUUUGGUCUAGAAAAGGGAACCAAUGGAUUUUGUGGAAUAGGUAAGAUAAGCUGAUAAUGAACUGCCAUUAUAAAACUGCAAAUAAAAUAGUAUAGCAUUUAUUUGCUUCUAUGUUAUUCUCGAUAAUCUACAGCAUCUUUUUCUUUGGCAAAAGAGAGUUUCUUCCAUAUCCUUAACUUUAUGUUUAUUACCCUUCUCUUGGUAACCAACCUAAGGCUAUAUACACACACUCAGAUACCGGAUAGAUUUUGCGCAUGCGCGAAAACCAUACCAGAUAGGGCAUCUGUUCACACACAAGAACGGUGAUUUUGGCGGGAAGCUGCGCCACGCCGAUCUCUUAAGGUGACGUUACACGGGACGAUACGCAACGACGAUUUUAGCAUAACACAGUGCUGCAAUGUUGGAACAAUGUUGCAACGAUUCGAAACAACGUUGCAACAAUGUUGCAACCCUGUGUUGCCCUAAAAAUCGUCGUUGCGAAUCGUCUUGUGGAACAUCACCUUUAAGUGGAGAGUCACAUAUCGGAUAGAUGUUCCUUAUUUUCCUCAUAGCUUUUCGUGUCGGCACGAAAUCUAUCUGGUAUAGUGUGAACAUAAACUAAGAUAAAAAAUAAAACAUUGGGACUGUUCGCAGGUUUUCUGUAUUUCCAUCCUGACUGACAAAUAAGUUUUCGCAAAAAAAUCAUACGUUUUGGCAAUAUGAACUGAAAGUUCAGAUGUUGAAUACAAGUUACAGAAUAAAAGUUUGCCCGGAGGAAAAAACAGGAUGAAUCGUCUUUCUGUUCUGUGCUCAUUCAAUGUGUUUAUCUCAGGUUAUUUUGCAACAGAUGUGGAAGCUGAGGAGGGAGAUGUAUUCGCUUUGUACUUCUUUCAAAUGUCAUUCGCUACAACUGCCACCACGAUUGUAUCAGGCGCUAUGGCAGAAAGAACUCAUUUGCACGCUUAUACCAUCUUCUCUUUCACCAACACUAUUUCUUACGUUUUUCCUGCUCAUUGGAUCUGGGGAGAGAAAGGAUUUCUCAAGGAGAUGGGUGUUAUCGACUACGCAGGUAAAAAUUCCAAAAAUUGCAAGAGUCCCACACGGUUAAUUUUUUUGCAAAGUUGUCUCGACGUGUGGAAAGAAUGAUACGUAAAGACGGGCUCGGUAGCCAUGUGGUUUUUCUCCGAAGGCUACCUCUUUCCGAGUCAAGAGUCUCUUCUGAAGGCCAUUUCGAACCUUUUGAGUUUUAUACGCACAAGGAAGUAUUCCGGCCCAAACUAUCAAUUAGUUCUGGCUUGCAAGUAUUCGAUUACUGGCGCGCACGCUGACAUGUAAAACCUGGGAUGCGCGGUCUAGUCCAGUUCGUUCGGAGCCAGAGCCACUCGGCUUUAUUUGUAACGACCGAGUUCACGACCAAAAGAAACAAGAGGCUCUGGGGACGAGAAACGUUCGAAAAACGUUAGUACAGCGCAUAUUCGGUCUUCUCCAUGUUCUCAGAGCCUUCGUUUGUGCAACUAAGCUUAAAAUUAAAAAAAAACUGCGCUCUUAAAACGUGUGCGGCUUUAGGCAUCCACUUCUCGAUAAUGAUUGUGAAAGAUUCAAAUUUAUUAACUUACUUUCACUAAGCGGAUCAAACGAACUAUGCAGAUCAAACACAGUCUCAUACUCAGUGUCAUCCAAAUAGCUGCGAAAUAAUUUUAAUUGGCUAAUUUCAGGUUGUGCAGGUGUUCAUCUUGUUGGAGGAGUGGCUGGUUUGGUUGCUGCUAUGAUGCUGGGUCCCCGUCAGGGUACUUAUAACAAAUCAAUUAAGAAAAGCCAGCCUGGAUCACUCACAAAUGUCAUGCUGGGCACCUUUAUGCUGUGGUGGGGCUGGCUUGGGUUUAACUGUGGAAGUACAUUUGGAAUCAGUGGAGGUAUGCAGUAGGUCCAAGUUACACGAAGGCUAGAAUUAAAGCACGAAUCUAGUGUGGAAAUUUUAACGCACUAUUUGGAUUACUUUCGUCUUGAUAAGAGGAUUCUAACUGGACACCAGAGAAUUGAUUACCGCACUAUGUCAAUUUGAUUUUUUAGACUGACAAGGUGAACUCACGCUUUUCUGAUUUUCUAAAUGAAUUAUUUGCCUGAAAUCUCGACCCAGCAAAGUUAAUUGAUUGAUUUAUUAUAACAGGUUUAAAGUCUACUUUUUUGAAGGAAUAAACCAUUACUUGCCAAAGAACAGAAUACUGAAUAAAAACUUCUUUUACAAUAAAACUGCCAAUUAGCCGAUGCCUUUUUAUAUCUAAACAUAAGUCAUCUGACGGUGUAUUAUUAAUGAAGCUCAUGAAAGAGUGAGUGGAGCAUAUAUUGCAGUCAUAGUUUAAUCCCGUACAAAAGCAAGAGUUCAUAAUAUUAUGAUCUCUUGGUAGAAGCUAAUACUAAAUACUGAACAAUUCGAAAGCCAAAUUAAUUGGUGUAUUAAAAACAGGUCGCUUGUUUCCACAGCAAAAUGGCUGCUUGCCUCAAGGUCAGCGGUAGUGACUCUGAACGGCUCAAUCGGUGGAGGUUUACUGGGAGUGAUAUACAGCUUUGUGUACCGGAAGCGGAAGUUGGAUGUUGCUGUGUUUAUAACUGGUAUACUAGGAGGUUUAGUGGGUAUUACUGCUAUCUGCGCAAUGUGCAGGCCAUGGGAAGCUUUCUUGAUAGGAUUCAUUGGAGGGUUAACGGCUUGCGGUAGCUGCGACAUUAUUGACAGGUUUGUGUUGUUAUGGUAAUAUAAUAAUCCAGUCCAACCGCAGCGAAUAUUGCAAUAGACCAGGAGCCCAUAACCCGGAGAGAGCAACUUCCGUGCGCUUGUGUCACGGCGUUUCUACGGACCAGUUAUUUUCAGAACAGUUUUGGCUCAAAUUUUGAAUCUCUUUUAAAUUCAUAAAACUAGUCAGCAAAACGUACAGACCUAAAAAUCGUAUUUUUUGCCUUUUAAUUACGUUUAGUUUUCCAUUUUGAUAUUUUAUACUUCGAAUGUGCUCAUAGACAUGGUGGAGAUUCUAUUUUCGCGGUAAAAAGUGCCCUAAAAUGUGUCUAAAAAUAAACUGGUCCGUAAAAGCGUCGUGUGACACAGGCCUAGUAUGGGAGUUGCUCGCUCCGGGUUAUGGGCUCCUAAUAGCUUUAGCUUGUGUGUUAUGUUUUCCCAAUGAAGGUCUGAGGGGAAUUUGCCACUUUGUCUUUUCAUAAAUUAUGCGUACAUAUGCAUGCUAAUAAGACGAAUUUAAAAGAAACAGUUCUCUAAAGUAUUAUCACCCAACCGCCAUUGGCAAAACAAAACAUGCAGGUAAAGAGGUCUAUUCGCGAAUCGCACUUCUCCCAUAAUGCACCUUGCCUACCCCUCACCUCUCACCCCCCCCCCCCCCUAACAAAAAAAAUUCCAUAAGCAUUGUCCCCAAUUUUUCUUGUGAUGGCCGUAAUGCAAAAUUUGUCGAGCAAACAAGGUGUAUCCCGGGAGAUGUUCAAAUGGUGAAUGAUGAGAUAUAAACCUUAAUGCAAUAACAAUAUUAGGUACCAAGCGGCGGGGAGCUCGAGCAAAGAGAGACGGCUGUAUUCACAGGCCAUUCUCCCGUAGGAUAAGGAACACUGGCUCUAAAAUAAAACGAAAACUGUUUAUGUUAAUAAUACGCCCUGAACCUUUCCUUAGAUUCAAAAUUGACGACCCCGUAGGAUGUAUCGGAACACACGGAGUUGCAGGAAUCUGGGGAAUGAUUGCAGUGGGCCUGUGGGUCGAGGAGGAACCGCUGGAGGGACUUUCCCCUGUGCGUGGGCUCUUCAAAGGAGGCAGUGCGAAAUUACUUGGUGUUGAGAUUUUGGCUUGUCUGGUAAUUACUGCUUGGUCUGCCUUUACAACGUGGCUACAGCUAUUCCUUAUCGGCAAAAUCCUCCCACUCAGGUUAACGUUUGAGCAAGAGAUGAUCGGUACGUUGGCUAAUUAA
Molecule: messenger RNA, 4896 nt
Organism: Porites lobata
Lineage: Eukaryota; Metazoa; Cnidaria; Anthozoa; Scleractinia; Poritidae
Source: the annotation of a GenBank genome assembly